This is a messenger RNA of Aphanomyces invadans, 597 nucleotides long. RefSeq lists its product as hypothetical. Bases 26 to 517 code for a protein of 163 amino acids. NCBI's taxonomy places the organism in Eukaryota, Oomycota, Saprolegniomycetes, Saprolegniales, Verrucalvaceae. The record is from RefSeq and is a predicted model, not a curated record. The transcript is spliced from 3 exons.
GAACCCACUCCAAAUAUCGCCCACGAUGAAUCGCGCGAUUGCCGAAAUGCAGCACCAGGGCGGACUCGCCGAGUUCCCAACGCGCAAGCCGCUGACUAAUCUACUCCUCGGGGGGAUUGCGCUGUUUGCCAUCAGUUUUGUCGCGACUUGGUACCGUGUCUGGUGGGACAGCAUCAUUGCACUUCUCGUCACGGCGCUCGGGUACUAUUCCAUCCGCAACGAAGGUCUCGUACCGAUGGGCCUCACGUUUGAUUUGGCGUUCUAUGGCAGCAUUGUGAGCUUCAUUUUGCAUGGUGUGGCGUUUGGCAUCAUCGCCGCCGAGCUCUCUGUGAAGCAUGCACUCGUCAUUAUCAAACAGGACAGUCUCACGCCACCUGGCCUCCUCAUCUUUGUCCUGGUGGUCGAAUUGGCUCUCCUCGGCUACACGGGCGUCAUUAUGUCGUGGUUUUACAGACUCCGCGGUGAAAUCAAGGAAGGCGAAGCGAAAGCUGACCAAGACUACCGAGAGCUCGUCUAGGGCGACCUCCAAUUCAUGGACCAUGCGUCGAGUAACACAAAUAUAUUCACACUGCAUCUAGCAGCUAUUUCUCACGAGCA